CUGGGACGCUCACGUCGUUAUUGCUAUAAGCAGUACCCCGGCCAUGCAAAAGCAAAGAUCCUUCGUCAGAUAGGUGGUCAUGAACUGGAAGAAACCUCAAUAUUCUCUCAUUUCUUCACCCUAUCAUACUACAAAUACAAGUGAAAAAUGGCAUUUUUAACAGCAAGAUUAGUCCCUAGUCUGUUUACAUUCUUCAUCAAUAUCUCAAUUGUCAUAAUGGUGAUUAUGAUGCAGCAUCCUCAAUUCAAUGCUGUGUAUCUGCAGCGGAAGACGAAACUUGGCACGAGCUUGCCUCGCAUUCACUGCAGACGGUCGCAGAAGAUUCGUUGUGCCAAUUCGCAGCAUCAUCAUCAGUCCAUCUCUCAGUUUCCUCCAAUAAACCAGAGUGUUGCGGCAAUUAUAUUUGGGGACGGCUCAGAAUCGAGACUUUAUCCAUUGACGAAGAGGAGAUCAGAAGGGGCAAUACCGAUAGCGGCCAACUACAGGCUCAUUGAUGCGGUAGUGAGCAACUGCAUCAACAGCAGCAUAAGCAAAAUAUACGCUCUCACCCAAUUCAAUUCCACAACCCUGAACUCGCACCUCUCGAGGGCUUAUUCUGGCGCUGGCCUUGGGACAGAAGGCUUCGUUGAAGUAAUCGCUGCCUACCAAAGCCUCGAAGACCAGCGAUGGUUUCAGGGGAAUGCUGAUGCUGUGAGGAGAUGUCUGUGGGUGCUUGAAGAGUAUCCAGUCACUGAAUUUCUGAUCCUUCCAGGCCACCAUCUUUACCGGAUGGACUACCGGGAACUUGUGGAGUUGCAUUGGAGAAGCGAGGCCGAUAUAACCGUCGCGGUCCUGAAUGCUGCUUGGGACCAAGAUCCAGGUUUCGGCUCUUUGAAGAUAAAUGAUGAGAAUAGAGUGGUAGAUCUCAGAGACAAGUCAACUGGAAAUCCCAACUGUCAAAACACAUUUGAUUGCCAUUGGUUCUCAAGCAUGGGAAUAUAUCUCAUCAACAGAGAUGCCAUGAUAAAGCUUCUAAAAGAGAGUUUCCCUGGCGCAAACGACUUCUCCAGUGAAGUGAUACGAGGCGCGAUAUCCACUGGAAUGAAGGUUCAGGCAUAUCCAUUCGAUGGAUAUUGGGAGGAUAUGAGAAGCAUCGGAGCAUUUUACCAGGCAAAUAUGGAGAGCGCAAAGAAAUACAACAGGGGAUUCAAUUUCUUUGAGACGGACUCUCUCUUGUACACUCUGCCUCGGUCCCUGCCUCCGAGCGUCGUGACAGAUUCAGUAAUCACAGAAAGUAUCAUCGGAGACGGUUGCAUACUCAAUAGAUGCAAAAUAACAGGAGCCGUAGUUGGUACGAGGACAAGGAUCGAAGACGGGGCUGUAAUUGAGGACUCGGUUAUCAUUGGGUCUGACGUCUAUCAAACAGAUGUUCCAGGGAAUUCUGGGGAUGGAAAGUGCAUGAGUGUACCGAUCGGCAUCGGGGAAAAUACACGCAUAAGGAAAGCUAUUGUUGAUAAGAACGCGAGGAUUGGCAAAAAUGUAAUGAUUGUUAAUCCAGAUAACGUCGGAGAAGGUGACAGAGAAGACCAGGGAUAUGUGAUUCGCGAUGGAAUAGUGGUUGUUCUUCGCUGCGCGGUUAUUCCUGAUGGCAGUAUUUUGUGACCCAUGGAUGAUAAACUACCAUUUCUGCAAGUUGCUCAAUGAAGUACCUUCUCUGCAAGUUUUUCAAUGAUCGCUGAUAUCUCAGAAAGUGCAAAAUUAACCUCUUCUAUCGAGGCACAUUGCUCUCUCUCUAGGAGAAAACCACGUGGUUUUCUACUUGUCUGGGAAUAAAAUUCUCAA
Eucalyptus grandis is the source of this 1821-nucleotide messenger RNA. RefSeq names its product inactive glucose-1-phosphate adenylyltransferase small subunit 2, chloroplastic. Gene Ontology annotation, molecular function: glucose-1-phosphate adenylyltransferase activity. The record is from RefSeq and is a predicted model, not a curated record. The transcript is spliced from 8 exons. Lineage: Eukaryota; Viridiplantae; Streptophyta; Magnoliopsida; Myrtales; Myrtaceae. Gene Ontology annotation, biological process: glycogen biosynthetic process. The coding region runs from base 148 to 1641 and encodes 497 amino acids.